AUGCCCAGCUCGGCUCCGGAGAGAGGUGCAAGCCAGCCCCAGGAGCUCCAUGGCGGCGGAGGAGAGCUGCACAGCACACCGGCAUGGAAGGCCCGUUUCCUGCAGCCCAGCAAGGCCAAGGUCGCCCCAAGCAGCAGCACGGAGGAAGCCAAGCAGAAGCGCAAGGCCAGGCCUAUGCGCUCCAAGGCCCGGCGCAUGGCUGCCAACAUCCGCGAGCGCAAGAGGAUCCUGGACUACAACCAAGCCUUCAACGCCCUUCGACUGGCCCUCAAGCAUGACCUGGGGGGCAAGCGCCUCUCCAAGAUCGCCACCUUGCGCCGGGCCAUUAACCGCAUCGCCUCCCUGUCCAUGUCUCUUCGGUCUGUGUCUCGGUGGCCCUGUGCUCAUGCGGAAUGCCACCGGCCCUUUGGCCAGGGAAGCAUCAAAGGCCCCCUCCUCCCUUCAAGCGUCUUUCAACUGCCUCAGGAGGCCAACCAUGCUGACCUGCCGCCCUCCCAGCCACGUCCCACAUCCCCGGCAUGUGGCAAGUGCCUUCCGGACUCUUCUCUCCAGCCUUUUUAUGAAAGCCCGAAGGAGGGCAACCAUGUCCCCAGCCCUGCUUAUUACACCAGCGGCCACUGUCUCCUCGGGAGCCGUGCCGCCUGCCAGCCAAGACGUGUGGACCAUGGCCGAAGUUGUCCUUCGGGACCUUUCCCUUGGGAAUAUGGAUUUUUCUCCUCUCCUCCCAUGGCUUGA
This is a messenger RNA of Euleptes europaea (tarantolino), 735 nucleotides long. It is a transcript of the gene BHLHA9, whose product is annotated as basic helix-loop-helix family member a9. Gene Ontology annotation, molecular function: RNA polymerase II transcription regulatory region sequence-specific DNA binding; protein dimerization activity; DNA-binding transcription factor activity, RNA polymerase II-specific. NCBI's taxonomy places the organism in Eukaryota, Metazoa, Chordata, Lepidosauria, Squamata, Sphaerodactylidae. The record is from RefSeq and is a predicted model, not a curated record. Bases 1 to 735 code for a protein of 244 amino acids. Gene Ontology annotation, biological process: regulation of transcription by RNA polymerase II; developmental process. The transcript has a single exon.